CGCCAUACAAAGCACGCAGACUCCUUCUUUACUUUGAUGCUUCUAAAUUUCUUCUCCUUGGGGUUUGGCUAUAACAGACUACCGUUUUUUGUAAACUACUUCUUUGACUCAUACUUGCUGAUUAAUGAAGACACUCCUGUUGGCACAUCAGUCACACAACUACUUGCCCGGGACUUUGAUGAGGACAGACUGGUGUUUGGAGUUGUUGGGGAUGAGGCCAGAAGAUUUUUUGCUGUGGAAAGUGAAACUGGCGUAGUUUGGCUGAGACAACCUUUAGAUCGAGAGACUAAAUCGGAAUUCACAGUUGAAUUUUCUGUCAGUGACAGCCAAGGGGUUAUCAAAGGCAAAGUAAAUAUUCAAGUUGGUGAUGUCAAUGAUAAUGCCCCAACUUUUCACAACCAGCCGUAUACAGUGCGCAUCGCUGAGAAUACACCCGUGGGGACACCGAUUUUCAUUGUGAACGCAACAGAUCCUGAUCAGGGUACAGGCGGCAGUGUUUUAUACUCUAUCCAGCCGCCUUCCAAAUUUUUUACCAUAGACAAGUCUCGUGGUAUUGUAACCGUGAUAUCUGAACUAGAUUAUGAGGUCACUACUGCGUACCAAUUACAAGUUAACGCAACGGAUCAAGACAAGACAAACCCCUUAUCAACAUUAGCCAACUUGGCAAUCACAAUUACUGACAUACAAGACAUGGAUCCAAUUUUCAUCAACUUACCCUACAGCACCAACAUCUAUGAGAAUUCACCACCGGGUACAACAGUACGCAUUAUAACUGCUAUUGAUCAAGACAGAGGUCGUCCCAGAGGAAUUGGCUAUACUAUAGUGUCUGGUAACACCAACAGUAUCUUUGCUUUGGGUUAUAUCAAUGGAGCCCUGACACUGAAUGGACAACUUGACAGAGAGAACCCUCUAUAUACUUCUGGAUUUAUUUUAACUGUUAAGGGAACUGAGCUGCUGGAUGAUCGUAGCCCAUCCGAUGCCACUGUGACUACAACAUUCAACAUCUUGGUGAUUGACAUCAAUGAUAAUGCCCCACAGUUUAAUAGCUCAGAGUAUAGUGUCAGUAUACCUGAGCUGGCACAGGUUGGAUUUGCACUACCUCUGUAUAUCCAAGUGCACGAUAAAGAUGAGGGUGUAAACAGCGCCUUUGAGGUUUACUUGGUGGGAAACAACUCCAACCAUUUUAUUAUCUCUCCGACCUCUGUCCAAGGAAAAGCAGACAUCCGAGUUCGUGUGGCUAUUCCACUGGAUUUUGAGACCAUACCGCGUUAUGAAUUUUCUCUGUUUGCAAAUGAGAGCGUCUUGGACCAUGUGGGUUAUUCUAGGAUGAAGAUUAACCUUAUCAACGAGAAUGAUAACCGCCCCAUUUUCAGCCAAUCACUCUACAACAUCAGUUUGUUUGAAAACGCUACUGUUGGGACCACUGUUCUAAGAAUUUUAGCUACAGACAAUGAUGUUGGCUCAUUUGGAAAAGUUAACUACUUUUUCAGUGAUGAUCCUGACAGAUUUUCUCUUGACAAAGACACUGGUGUAAUCACCCUCAUUGGCCGGCUAGAUUUUGAGAACACUCAGCGAUACACUCACACUGUAAUUGCCAGGGAUGGGGGUGGUGAAGAGACAACUGGACGCGUCCGCAUCAAUGUUUUAGAUGUUAACGACAACACCCCCAUCUUUCAGAAAGACUCCUAUCUGGGCUCAAUCCGUGAAAAUGAGCCAUCUGUGGUCACAGUUAUUAAGCUCAGGGCAACCGAUGAAGAUUCUCCACCAAAUAAUCAGAUUACAUACAGCAUUCUGCAGGCCUCCGCCUUUCAAAGCUUUUUUGAAAUCUCUAUCUCUGAAGGUUAUGGAGUAAUAACCGUGACUCGGCCCCUGGAUUAUGAACAAAUAUCCAAUGGAGUUAUAUUCCUGACUGUUAUGGCAAAAGACGCAGGUGUUCCAUCUUUGAACAGCACUGUCCCUGUCACCAUCGAAGUGUUUGAUGAAAAUGACAACCCUCCUACCUUCAGUCGUCCUUCGUACAUCAUUACAGUUAUGGAGAACAUUAUGGCAGGAGCCACAGUGCUUUUUUUAAAUGCCACUGAUUUGGAUCGGUCUAGAGAAUAUGGCCAGGAUUCAAUUAUUUAUUCUUUGGAUGGCUCACCACAAUUUCGGAUCAAUGCCCGAUCAGGGGAAAUAACAACAACAACUCUUCUCGAUCGAGAGGCUAAAUCCGAGUACAUCCUAAUCAUCAGGGCAGUUGAUGGUGGUGUGGGACCCAAUCAAAAAAUUGGUAUUACUACGGUCAAUAUUACAUUGUUGGACAUUAAUGACAACGCUCCCCAAUGGAAGGAUGAGCCGUACAUGAUUAACCUGGUAGAGAUGACACCACCAGGUUCGGAUGUUACAACGGUGGUAGCAAUUGACCCAGACCUGGCUGAAAAUGGCACACUACUCUACAGCAUCAACCCUUCCAACAAGUUCUAUACCCUGAAUAGCACAACAGGAAAAAUUCGGACAACAGGAGUUGUGCUUGAUCGAGAGAACCCCAAUCCAGUAGAUGCUGAAAUGAUGAGAAAGAUCAUAGUCUCUGUUACAGACCUUGGUAGACCACCUCUUCGUGCUACAAGCAGUGCUACAGUUAUGGUGAACUUGUUGGAUCUAAAUGACAAUGAUCCAACAUUUCAGAACGUACCAUUCGUUGCUGAAAUCUUAGAAGGAACUCCAGUGGGAACAUCUGUAUUCCAGGUUGUGGCUAUUGACCUUGACGAAGGUCUGAACGGAUUAGUGACAUAUCGCAUGCAGGUGGGCAUGCCACGCCUGGAUUUUGUUAUAAACAGCACUAAUGGACUGGUCACCUCCACAGCUUUAUUGGACAGGGAGAGGACAGCAGAAUAUUAUCUACGCGUGGUAGCCAGUGACUCAGGAACUCCAUCCAAAAGUUCCACCAGCACGCUUACAGUUCGGGUUAUAGAUAUAAAUGACGAGAGCCCAACUUUCUUCCCAACUUUUUACAAUAUCUCACUCCCCGAGAAUGUUCCUCGAGAUUUUGUGGUGGCACGGCUGAACUGUACAGAUGCUGACACAGGACUGAAUGCUGAGCUAAGUUAUUUCAUAACAGGUGGGAACCAAGAUGGGAAGUUCAUGGUGGGAUUUCGGGAUGGAGUCUUAAGGACAGUAGUGAACCUUGACCGUGAAACAAUGCCUUCCUAUCACCUUGUCUUGGAAGCAAUAGACAAUGGACCUGCAGGCAACAGAAAAACAGGAACAGCCACGGUUCUGAUCACUGUCUUGGAUAUCAAUGACAACCGGCCCAUCUUUCUGAAGAGUAGCUACGAAGCAACCAUUCCCGAGGAUGUUCCAAACUCUGGGAGUAUUGUACAGCUGGAAGCUACUGAUGAAGAUGAGGGGGAGAAUGGAAGAGUGUGGUAUCGUAUUGUUAGUGGAAAUAGCCGGAACAAUUUUCGAAUUGAUGUCAUCACCGGGCUAUUAAUGCGUGGUCCUCAACCUCUUGAUAGAGAAACCAACUCAUCUCAUGUUUUGACGGUUGAAGCUUACAACAGCGAUCAAGGUCCAAUGAGAAGUUCCGUAAGGGUCAUUGUUUACGUGGAAGAUGUUAAUGAUGAGAUUCCAGUUUUCACACAGCAGCAAUACAGCCGUUUGGGCUUGCGAGAAACUGUGGGAAUUGGGACCUCUGUUACUGUGGUGCGGGCUACAGAUCGAGACACAGGAAAUGGAGGCCUAGUGAUGUAUAAGAUUAUUUCUGGCUCCGAUGGGAAGUUUGAAAUUGAUGAAAGCACUGGGCUUCUUACUACCAUUGAUUACCUAGAUUUUGAGACUAAAACUACCUACUAUAUGAAUGUGUCAGCCACAGACCAGGCUUUACCUUUCAACCGUGGUUUCUGCACAAUAUAUGUCACAUUGAUGAACGAACCCGAUGAAAAAGUUCAGUUCUCCAGCACAUCUUAUGAAGCAGUAAUUACCGAAAACAUUGCGACAGGAACGGAAGUGGUUCAAGUACAAGCACGUUCCAUUGAUAACUUGAAUCAAAUAACGUAUAGCUUCGGUCAAAACACAAAUGUCCAGGCACUUGCCCUCUUCAAAAUAGAUAAAAUCACAGGUACAAUAACAGUGAAAGGAUUAGUGGACCGUGAAAAAGGUGACUAUUAUCUAUUAACCAUUUUGGCAGAUGACGGUGGGCCCAAGAAAGAAUCUACUACGAAGGUGUCUAUUACUAUUCUGGAUGAGAAUGAUAAUGCCCCACAGUUUGACUUAACAUCUGAUACUGUGGUCAACGUUGCUGAGGACUGCCCGAGGGACAAGAGGAUAGCUCUAGUCUUGGCUAGGGACCCUGAUGCUGGAAAUAAUGGUCUGGUGACAUUCUCACUAACUUCUGGAAACACAAAUGGACUUUUUGAGAUUCGCACUACUAAUGACACCUAUGGUGAAAUUUUUUUGGCAAAAAGUUUGGACCGGGAGUUGCAAGAGCAGUAUUUUCUGAAGGUCCAAGCUUCUGACAAUGGCUUUCCACCUCGGAGAUCUUAUCAUAUGGUGACCAUAAAUGUUCUAGAUGUUAAUGACAACCCUCCUGUCAUUGAUACCCCAUUCGGCUACAAUGUCAGUGUGUAUGAGAAUGUUGGAGGGGGAACGUCUGUUAUUAAAGUGACAGCCACAGAUAAGGACAAAGGGCUCAACAGCGUUCUGUCCUACUACAUCACACAAGGCAAUGAAGACCUUACUUUUCGAAUGGAUCGCCUCACCGGGGAAAUUGCCACAAGGCCAUCUCCCCCUGACCGUGAAAGGCAGAGCUUCUAUCGACUUGUGGUUGUUGUGGAAGAUGAAGGAAACCCAGCUCUAUCAACAACAACAACGGUAAACGUGACUGUUCUGGAUGAAAACGACAAUGCCCCUGAGUUUCAAAGGCUGCCAUAUGAGGUCACUUUGGAUGAGGGUCCUCUUACCCUUAACUCUGUCAUAAUCACCAUCAAAGCUAUAGACCACGAUGAGGGCCCCAAUGGCACUGUUUCUUACUCGAUCAUCAGUGGCAACCUCCAGAAUACCUUUAGCAUUGACAGGGCAACAGGUUUGAUCCGCGCAGUAAAGGAGCUGGAUUAUGAGGUUUGCCUGGGCCGUUACACGCUGGUAGUGACAGCUACAGAUCAAUGUCCUCUUCCUUUGCGCCGUUUCACUUCAACAGCUACGGUCAUAGUUAAUGUAAAUGAUAUUAAUGACAAUUGGCCUACAUUUCCAAAGGCGUAUGAGGGACCCUUUCAGAUCACUGAAGGACAACCAGGUCCCAGAGUGUCGACAUUUAAGGCUAUUGAUCUAGAUGCUGGUCUCAAUGGUCAGGUGGAAUACAGCAUUGUUGGAGGUGACCUUUUGGGAGAAUUUGUGGUGUCUUCAGUGGAGGGAGAUUUACGAGUUCGAAAGGAUUAUGAACUUGAUAGAGAGAAUAUAGCUUUUUAUAACAUUACUAUCAUGGCAAAAGACCGUGGAAAUCCACCAUUCAGCUCUACGGUUGUUGUUGAAGUACGUGUGCUAGAUAUCAACGAUAAUGAUCCAGUUCUUCUUAAUCUUCCACAAAAUAUUACCAUCAGCGAGAACACCCCUGUAUCAACGCCUGUUACCCGGAUUCUCGCUAGUGAUGCAGACGCUGGGCGUAAUGCUCUUCUGACCUUCAACAUAACUGCAGGGAACACUGAGAACACGUUUUACAUAAAUGAAAACACUGGAGUAGUCUACGUGAAUCGCCAGCUAGACCGAGAGAAAGUAGCCGAGUAUAAGCUAACAGUGACUGUGAGAGACAAUCCAGAAAAUGUCCGGAAUUCCAGACGGGAUUUUGACUUAUUGGUUGUAACCAUAUCUGAUGAAAAUGACAACCACCCUCUGUUCACUCAGGGAUCCUAUGGAGCUGAAAUAAUGGAGAAUUCACCGGCAGGAACAUCUAUCACAGUCCUGAAUGGGCCAAUUCUAGCUUUAGAUAAUGACUUAGGACCAAAUGCAGUGGUGUCAUAUAAAUUUCUUGGGGCACAGAUGGAUCUAUUUACCAUAAAUAGGAGCACAGGGGUUGUUGCUGUAGGGUCUUCCAAAGCAAUAGACAGAGAGGCAUUUUUAGUCCCUGUACUGAACUUGACCUUGGUGGCAGAGGACACCGGAAAGCUAAACAGCACAACCAGACUUGUGAUAACAAUCCUAGAUGCCAAUGACAACCAACCUCAGUUUAAUCCACAAAGUAUUAUUGUACAUCUUCGGGAAAAUAGUCCACCAGGUUUUUCUGUUGUUCAGGUUACAGCAACAGAUGCAGACAGUGGUCCAAACCAACAUCUAAGCUACCGUAUAGAAAGUGGUGCUCAAGAUAGGUUCCUCAUUAAUGCUUCCACUGGGGUAAUAAGAGUAGCCAAUGUCACUGUGGAUAGGGAAGAGAAAGAUGCCUAUAGGCUAUUAGUAGUGGCCAUAGACCAUGGAACAACCCCUUUGUCUGGAAGUGCCACAGUUAGCAUUCUUAUUGAUGAUGUCAAUGACUGCCGACCAGAGUUUAUUAAACCUAUCCAAACAGUGAGUGUUUUAGAGUCGGCUCCAGUGGGUACUGUCAUAGCUGAGGUCAUUGCCAUUGACAGAGACCUCAGCCCACGUCUGGAAUAUUACAUCGUUGAAAUGUUGGCAAAAGAUGACAAUGAUGCUCUUGUGCCUAACCAAGAGGGAGCGUUCCACAUUGAUUUUAAAACAGGUGCUGUUAUGGUGAAGUCCAGUCUAAACAGAGAGCUGGUUGCUACAUAUGACAUUUCAAUUUCUGUUUAUGAUAAUGCUAGUGAAGUGGUCGACCGGUCAGUCAGUAUCCCUAAUGCAAAACUAAAAGUGAAUAUUCUGGAUGUUAAUGACAACACUCCCAGAUUUCGUCCCUUUGGAGUCACUGUAUUCACGGAAAGGAUAGUAGAAGGUGCCACCCCAGGAACCACACUGAUAUCUGUAUCUGCAGUUGACCCCGAUAAAGGCCCAAAUGGACAGAUCACCUACUCUCUUCACAAUCUAGUGCCAGCAGGAUACGUACAACUUGAAGAUAACAUGGCAGGAAAGAUUGUUGCAAACCGAACUGUUGACUACGAACAGGUUCAGUGGUUAAAUUUCACAGUUAGGGCCUCUGAUAAUGGUUCUCCUUCGAGAUCAGCUGAGAUUCCGGUUUACCUACAAAUAGUUGAUAUAAAUGACAACAAUCCCAUCUUCAGUCAGUCUUCCUAUCAGAAACCCGUGUUUGAGGACAUCCCGUUGGGUUCAACAAUGCUGCAAAUAAAAGCCACUGAUGCAGACUCUGGACGAUUUGCCCUUAUUCAGUACAGCCUAGUGGAUGGAGAGGGCAAAUUUGGCAUCAAUCCUACAACGGGGGAUAUCUAUAUCCUGUCACCUCUUGACAGAGAAAAAAAGGAUCACUACACUCUCACAGCUAUUGCCAGAGACAACCCUGGGGACGUUGCUAGUAACCGUCGCGAGAACUCUGUGCAGGUGCUUAUCACAGUAUUGGAUGUCAAUGACUGUAGGCCACAGUUCUCAAGGAGCCAAUUCAGCACAAGUGUGUAUGAAAAUGAACCUGAGGGUACUUCUGUCAUCACCAUGUCAGCCAUUGAUUUGGAUGAAGGAGACAAUAGUGUCGUCACAUACAAUCUGGAAGGUCCUGGAGCAGAGGCUUUCAACAUUGAGAAGGACUCUGGGCUAAUAACAUCUCGAAGGCUUCUGAGGUCCUUUGAGAGGUUUAACCUAACUGUUGUGGCCACGGACAAAGGGAGACCUCCUCUGUGGGGAACCACUAUGUUAAUGGUAGAAGUGAUCGAUGUCAAUGACAAUCGGCCAGUGUUCAUACGCCCUCCAAAUGGCACCAUCCUUCACAUUAAAGAGGAAAUACCUCUGAAAUCCACUGUAUAUGAAGUUUAUGCAACUGAUAAUGAUGAGGGCCUGAAUGGAGCUGUACGUUAUCGUCUGCUCAAAACUGGAGCUGGAAACAAAGACUGGGAAUAUUUCAGUAUUGAUCCAGUUAGUGGACUCAUUCAGACAACACAGCGAUUGGACCGCGAGAAGCAAUCCAUGUACAAUCUUAUAAUAGUUGCCUAUGACUUGGGGCAGCCAGUGCCUUAUGAAGCAAUGCUCCCUCUUCAAGUUGCACUAGACGAUAUUGAUGACAAUGAACCCAUCUUUGUAAGACCACCGAGAGGGGCUCUACAGUACCAAAUACUAAAUGUUCGUGAACACUCGAAACCUGGAACAAUAGUGGGAAACAUCACAGGCGGUGUGGAUGCAGAUGAGGGCUCCAAUGCUAUUGUAUACUAUUUCAUAGCAGCUGGGAAUGAGAAUAGAAAUUUCCAGCUGAGUCCAGAUGGAAAACUGACUGUCCUUCAGAACUUAGACAGGGAGAAGGAACCCUAUUAUAGUAUUAUUGUCAAAGCCUCCAGCAACAAGAACUGGACUCCGCUGAGGAGUCUGGGAUCGUCUGAGAUCCAGAACUUUGAUCCCAGCACAGACUCAACUCUGCAAGAAGUGAGGAUCUAUUUGGAAGACAUCAAUGACCAACCUCCCAGGUUCACAAAGUCUGAGUAUACAGCUGGUGUUGCAACUGAUGCCAAGGUGGGGUCAGAACUUAUAAAGGUUCUUGCCUUGGAUGCUGAUGUCGGAAACAACAGCUUGGUCUUCUACAGUAUCCUGGGUAUUCACUACAUUAAACUGCACUCCAAUGAUACAGAAGCAGUGAAAAAUAUAUUUGUUAUUGGGAGUGUUGAUGGUAUUAUUAGGACUUUUGACCUGUUUACAGCGUACAAUCCUGGGUACUUUGUGCUGGACAUUAUGGCUGCUGACCUAGGAGGGCACAAUGACACAGCUGUGGUUGGAAUUUAUAUCUUAAGGGAUGACCAGCGCUUAAAGAUUGUGAUCAAUGAGAUACCUGACCGAGUGCGUGAGUUUGAAGAGGAGUUUAUACGUCUGUUGUCCAACAUUACAGGAGCAAUUGUGAACACAGAUGAUGUCCAGUUCCACGUUGACAAAAAAGGCAGGGUAAACUUUGCACAGACUGAUAUGCUGAUUCAUGUGGUGAAUCGAGACACCAACAGAAUUCUAGACGUGGAACGGGUUAUUCAGAUGAUUGAUGAAAAUAAGGAGCAGUUACGAAAUCUUUUCCGAAACUACAAUGUUCUGGAUGUCCAACCUGCAGCAGCUGCCCGCGCUCCAGAGGACCUAUCUGCCUUACAGAUGGCAAUUAUUAUUUUGGCGAUUCUACUUUUUCUGGCUGCAAUGCUGUUUAUUUUCAUGAACUGGUACUACCGGACUAUACACAAACGAAAAUUGAAGGCUAUUGUUGCUGGCUCAACUGGGAAUAGAGGAUUCAUGGAUAUUCUUGACAUGCCUAACACAAAUAAAUACUCAUUUGAAGGGGCAAAUCCUGUGUGGCUCGAUCCCUUCUGCAGGAACAUGGAGUUAGCAGCUCAAGCAGAGCAUGAAGAUGAUUUACCAGAGAACCUGAGUGACAUUACAGAUCUCUGGAACAGCCCUGCUAGGACUCAUGGUACUUUUGGCAGAGAGCCGACUGCAUCGAAACCAGAAGAUGACCGUUAUCUUCGUGCAGCAAUACAAGAGUAUGACAACAUCGCCAAACUUGGUCAGAUUAUGCGUGAAGGACCGAUUAAGGGUUCACUGUUGAAAGUGGUUUUGGAUGAUUAUAUGAGACUGAAAAAGUUAUUAGCUCAAAGGAUGGUUCAUAAAGCCACCACCAGCAAUGGGGAUGAGUCCUCGGUUACAGAGUUGAUCCAGAAUGAUUUAGCCGACGAUGAUGACCAUAGCCCCAGGCAUGGCUCCCUCCGCUUUAAACAUAAGCAGCCAAUUGAGCUAAAAGGACCAGAUGGGAUUCACGUUGUUCAUGGCAGCACUGGGACAUUGUUGACCUCUGACAUCAACAGUUUACCAGAGGAUGACCAAAGAGGUCUGGGACGAUCCUUAGAGACUCUAAGUACAGACAAUGGCGUUUUGAUUGACAAAAAUGCUCGAACAGAGUCGGCCAAGUCUACACCAAUGCACAAGUUUAGAGAUACAAUUGCGGAAAGUCCACUUGAGAUAACAGAAUUAUGACUAGAGGUGGCCUCAUUGGUCUAGCAGUUAAGAAUAAUGUACUGAGUAAGGACUUAAACAUCGCUGCACAAUGUAGAAGAGGAGGUACGAGAGCACGGUUUAGGCUGCCGGAAGCCUAUAGAGCACAAAUGACUCAGGUCAGCGUACAAAAGGUUUGCUGCUAAGAAGAAACACCUACAUAAUUACUAAGGAAACAAAAUGGAAGGUUUUGCACCUGCAAAGUUUAUUUUGUUGACCUUUACAGAUGUGAGACAUGGCACAGGUACAUUGUAUUUGUAUCCUUCUUAAAAUGGAGCAAAGCAAUUUGGGAAAAAAGGCUGGACAGUGCUCGGUACCAAGUUUCUUUUCUGCUGGUGGUGGGAGAACUUUACAGUCUACAGUUUUAACCUGUCUAAGAUAUGAACACAGGACUAACCACUGCCACAGACCAUUGAGGUCGAAUUCUAAAAUCUUUGAACUUGUCAUAAAUGUCUUUUGGUUGUGUUGGCUUAACAAAUGUUCACAAGUCCAAGGAAGCAUCACUAGGAACUCUGAAUGAGUUUAAAGUGUGCAAAUUCAAUCAUCUCCUAAAGGUUUGUCCGUUGUGAUUUUUUUUUUUUAUGUGUGUUUUGAUGGGACGGAUAGGAGGAAGGUAUGAGUAUCAGAUAACGACAACAUGCAACAAAACUUGACAAGAGUGAUUUUGUUUUUAUUUAUGAAAUUUAAGAGAAUGUACAAUACCUAGUGAAUUGCAGUGUUGCUUACAAUGAGGAGCGGAAAAUAAAACAAAUGAAUGAUACAUA
Molecule: messenger RNA, 10859 nt
Organism: Spea bombifrons (plains spadefoot toad)
Lineage: Eukaryota; Metazoa; Chordata; Amphibia; Anura; Pelobatidae
Gene: CDH23
Product: cadherin related 23
Exons: 68
Coding region: 37-10077 (3346 amino acids)
Biological process (GO): homophilic cell-cell adhesion
Cellular component (GO): catenin complex; plasma membrane
Molecular function (GO): cadherin binding; calcium ion binding
Source: RefSeq, a predicted model, not a curated record